Sporisorium graminicola is the source of this 588-nucleotide messenger RNA. RefSeq lists its product as uncharacterized. Bases 1 to 588 code for a protein of 195 amino acids. The transcript has a single exon. The record is from RefSeq and is a predicted model, not a curated record. NCBI's taxonomy places the organism in Eukaryota, Fungi, Basidiomycota, Ustilaginomycetes, Ustilaginales, Ustilaginaceae.
AUGCCAUUGCUUAUGUCACGAAGCAAGUCGCCCGAAGGGGCAGCAGGCGAGCCUUCGUCUUCGGGAGCCUCGUUCCGAUCGCGAUCCAGCGCCUCCUCGUCUUCGUCGUACAGAUCCAACGGGGGAAGGUCCUCGCAGAAAGCAGCCGAGCUUCGAGCACGCUAUGAGAUGGCGCAGGCGAUCCAGAAGCCUUGGCCGCUGCAUUUGCUCGAGAACGGCGUCAAACCCAACACUUCCGGUGGUGCGCCGAUUGGCGGAUCGCAGCGAGCUACACGCUCAUCUGCGCCAAAGAGCACUUCAACGUCAGCUUCGACAUGCUCGUCGUCUUCCUCGAGACGCGAACGAGCGGGUGUCGCCGCUAAACACACGGAGCUGUCCAGUCUAGACAUGGACGCAGCUUCACGAUCGUCCAAGAAGAAGCGCAACUCCUCGACCUCACUCGACAGGCUCUCGUUGUCGCCCACGCUCAGCAACUGGAUCCGAAGGGCAAGCAGGGACUCGGACAAGAGCUCCUCCGGCAGCGCCGACACCACAACUUCUCCCUCUUCGUCCCAUACUUCGCCCAUGCACUCUCCGAAGGAUCUCUAG